UGCGCAUACUCUUCCGCCGCGGGCCAGCGGAGGUGGGGAAGGUUAGCUGCUGUCAUGGAGGACGCAGCGACGCCCGGGCGGACUGAGGGAGUCCCUGAAAGCCAAGUUCGUUCGGCGACAGAUCGGGGAGGAGCCCUGGUGGAGCUCACCCCGAACCCCGGCGGCCUGGCCCUGGUGAGCCCCUACCACACCCACCGGGCCGGGGACCCCUUAGACCUCGUGGCGCUCGCAGAGCAAGUACAGAAGGCUGAUGAAUUCGUCCGGGCAAAUGCCACCAACAAGCUAACAGUGAUAGCUGAUCAAAUCCAGCAUUUGCAAGAACAAGCCAGGAAGGUAUUAGAAGAUGCUCGCAGAGAUGCUGACUUGCACCACAUAGCUUGUAAUAUAGUGAAAAAACCUGGCAACAUUUACUACCUUUAUCAACGGGAGAGUGGUCAGCAGUAUUUUUCUAUUAUUUCUCCAAAGGAAUGGGGAACGAGUUGUCCACAUGACUUCAUUGGUGCCUACAAGCUACAGCAUGACUUGUCCUGGACUCCCUAUGAGGACAUAGAGAAGCAAGAUGCUAAAAUCAGCAUAGUGGACAAAUUGCUAAACCAGCCAAUGGCCCUGCCUCCAACGCCUGACCCCAACUUCCAGGGACUGACUCACUGAAAAUGGACUCUGACAAACAGCUCUCACGGCAAGGACCUGUCACCUCCUUGUUGCCCCCAUUCUCUGCCUUGAUGGGAGGUGGCGGGAGAAAUGAGGAUGUGUAAGUGAAUCAUGAACUUCUUGGAAGGAGACCCUAUGUGAUUGUAAUGCUGUCAUUAUUAGUUUUAGUUGGGAUGGUAAUGAGUCACCUCAGUCUUUUUUGGGAUCCUCUCUGGGUCACAGAUACCCACCCAGUCAGUUUCAGCAUACCGGCUAGUGUACUUUCCUUCUCCUUUGUCUCCCUCUAUUCUCCUAAGUCAGAGCAUUAGAGAAAGAAGAGUUUUUCUUCCCAUAAAAAGGUUGGCAAGGAUUUCCAUAGUGGACUGGUUUUAAUUUUUUUGGUAACUAGUGUUUAAGAUUGGGUUUAGGCUAUUUUAACAGUUGGUGCAGUCAAGCUUCAAAUUCAUCAGGGAGCUCGGCCGGUGUGGCUCAGUGGUUGAGUGUCCCCUAUGAACCAGGAGGUCAUGGUUCGAUUCUCAGUCACGACAUAUGCCUGCGUUACGGGCUUGAUCCCCAAUGUGGGGCAUGCAGGAGGCAGCGGGUCGAUGAUUCUCUCUCAUUAUUGAUGUUUCUAUUUGUUCCUCUCCCUUCUUCUCUGAAAUCAAUAAAAAUAUAUUUAAAAUAAUAAUAAUAAUAAAUUCAUCAGGGAACAAGAAUGUUAUGUAAUGGAGGAUGAUAAACAACUUGGCUUGGCUGCG
Molecule: messenger RNA, 1388 nt
Organism: Myotis lucifugus (little brown bat)
Lineage: Eukaryota; Metazoa; Chordata; Mammalia; Chiroptera; Vespertilionidae
Gene: CUNH1orf50
Product: chromosome unknown C1orf50 homolog
Exons: 5
Coding region: 55-651 (198 amino acids)
Source: RefSeq, a predicted model, not a curated record